UAAACUUGGGCAACUUCUAUGACAAGAAGCAAACGUCACAACGAUUCACUUUGGUUGGCUGUACGGCACACCUUUGUCUCCGCCUCGUCUCUUUGAUCGAACCAAUCGCUUCGGAUUCAUUCUUCCUGUUGUCUUAAGCAAAGCCGUCCAAAAAAAGUCCUCCGGACCAAUCAGUGGGUAGGAUGGGUGGGCAGCUUGAAGUUUCAUGGUUCCCUCCCUUUAAAAAGUCAGAUUCAGGUUGCUGUUGUCUCACAUGCAGCUACAGGAGCAGGACAUGAGAACAGUCUGGUUCGUUGAUGCAGCUUACACUCACAGAGACUGCGAAGAGAUCGCUGGCAGGUUUCCACAUGUGUGGAAGAAGAAGAAGCACUGUGGCGAUCCAAAGUGCUGAUUACUCACCCAUUUUGGCUUGGCGCGUUCGGAUGUGACAAAGUAGAAAGCUGAUAACUGUUGCAGGAGAAGAACAACAUAGCAGAAGGCCGGAGAAACACACAACGUAACAGAGGGAGUUCCUGAAGACGAAACAAAACGGGAGAGGAAAACUGUGUGAGAGACGCAGAGGGGGAGCGGAGAGGUAUUUCGAAGGAGAGAGAAGCGCUGGAGAUAUUCAGAGAAGGAGUGAAGGAUAGAGAGUCACAUCAAGGAGAGAGAAGACAGGAGAAAAAACGUGGCCAAGCAUGAGAGAGGAGGAGCAGUCUAAUGAUGACCACCCUGAGGGAGGGGUGGUUUCCAGCGAGGAGAACACGGGAAGACCACCUUCUAACGCCUGUCCUGUUGUCGUAGCGACACCGGGGGUCACCGGGCGUAAACGGCAGACGGAGGAUCACGUUACGACGGUUACUCCGACUACAUCGGCACACGAUGGCAAGGUGAAGCCAGUGGAGGACAUACAGAUCUACACCCUGACUGAACCCAAAAGACUCAAGAGGAGCCCUCAACAUCGGCCGCCUUCCUCAGGCCCGUCCCUUUCUCCCGGCUCCGGUCCCAGUCCUGGAGAUCUCGAAUCCCUCGAGGACCCGCACGGCCAGCGGGUGAUCGCCAACAUCCGGGAGCGCCAGCGGACGCAAUCUCUGAACGACGCCUUCUCCUCGUUGCGUAAGAUAAUCCCAACGCUCCCCUCUGACAAACUGAGCAAGAUCCAGACCCUUAAAUUGGCGUCACGCUACAUUGACUUUCUGUACCAGGUUCUGGAGAAUGACGAGAUGGACGCUAAGCUGGCUGGAUGUAACUACCUGGCCCACGAGAGGCUGAGCUACGCCUUCUCUGUGUGGAGGAUGGAGGGGGCCUGGUCGACCAUGUCUGCUGGUCACUAGCCCGGCCUGAAAGUCAAGGUUCGUCUUUUGACUGUUGCCCUAUAAGGUAUGACGAAUUCCACAUGACGGGGAAAUAUUCUUACUUGACACAGAGGUGCUGAGGAGACGUCUGAACUGUUUCUGCUCACCAGCGGACUUUUUAACACCUCUACUUAGAUCAUCGCUUUGCCUCAAUGAUGAUCAUGAGCAUUUGGACAGAGCUGAUUUUUAAGCCACUAUCCCUACAUAAAGUUUUCAUCGUUGUCAAGCUACAUAUCAGAUUGAUUGUUAUUGUUAUUUGCUUGCCAAAAGCAGCUGUUACUGAUCAAGUGUGUCAAUGCUAGUGUUCAAGAAAAGAAUCAUAACAGGGACAUUGUGCUCAGUUUAAGAUUGCUAUUUUUUUUUUACGACAUUUGUACUCUGUUUACAUAGAUCACAUUGGAGGACAGGACAGGUGACAGAUAAAAACAUCUGGAACAUCAUUCAACAUUCAUUAAAUUCAACAACCUGAUGGUCAAGGAUGACUGGUUCUUAAAUGUUGCCUCCACAUGACAGCAUCGACUUUCUUGAAGCUUGACCUCUGGUUUCAUCCUCAUCAUCACCCUUGAAUUUAUCACCAUAACUGCCAUCAGUAUCAUCAUCAUCAUUACUAUCGUCAUCGUCAUUAGGUAUGCAUACUUUGAGCCAUAUUUGAACUUCAUAUUUUUAUUGAACUAUUUCUGCCUUGGACUAUAAACUUUUGUAUAAUAUUUAAAAGAGCAAGAAGUAGAGAAUGCAGAGGAGGGAUUCGAGUAAAGUCAGAACUGGGAUGCUUCAAGAGAGAUUGGACAUUUGACUUUUCCGUACCCUUUCAACUCCUUUUCCUCUGAGACUGACAUGUCAUGAAUCCCUGACCACCUCUGAACACAAGCGACGGUGGAAAAAGUAGCCGCGGGGCAGCCGUCGUCCUGACUUGAGUUUCUCCUCUUUAUACCAAAAACCAAGCCCCUUUGUUUCUUCUUGUGCCAAAAAAAACCUCUCCUCUUGAAAUUCUUUCCUCUCAUUCUGGCCCAAAUUUGCUUGCGUUGCACGAAGCCGUGAUGCAGCUACGGCGAGCUGACGAGGAGGCGUAAUGAAAACAAACGGUCUCGAAAAGCCAUGAAUCACGUGUGUCCACCAUCAAAGGGGAGGCUGAUGUGGCGCUCCGCUGGGCUCCCAUAAACCACUGGAAGUGAUGGAGGAGCUGCUGAAUAAAGUGACUGUGAUCCUCCCUGUACAUCUCUGCUCCAUGCUACCAUUACUGCCAUUCUAAUCAUAUGGACUUUGAUGCAAAUGGCACUUUUGUUGGAGAAAAGGACUGUUUAAGAAUAUUUCCGACAUGGGAAAAGAGGACAUUUCUGGACCAACUAAACCAACAAAGAACUUUUAUUUACUGAGAAAUACAGAAGUUGACAAUACAAGUCCAGUUGGACCAGUAUUUGUGUUCAGUUGUUUUGUUUCAUACUAUUUUCCCCUGGAUGUUCUUCUCAGUAACAUAUAAUAGCUGUCACUGUAAGAGACUUCAAUCUCAGACAGUGAUCAGUGUGUUUGUCUCUUGUACACCAGUUUACAGGCUUUGCUUCUUCUUUUUUUAAGGACAAUUUACUUGAAGUAUAUACAGAAUGGUGCUUUACAAAAAUAAGAUACUGUUAUAGUAUGACUGAUUCUGAUUAUCACAGAAAAGCAGAAAAGUCCCUAGAGAAUUCGAUGUAGUAAUACUGCACAUGAGUCAUUAUUUGUCUGAGAAAAUAAAGCUGUCUUCAAACUAUU
Molecule: messenger RNA, 3080 nt
Organism: Sebastes umbrosus (honeycomb rockfish)
Lineage: Eukaryota; Metazoa; Chordata; Actinopteri; Perciformes; Sebastidae
Product: twist-related protein 2-like
Exons: 2
Coding region: 678-1313 (211 amino acids)
Biological process (GO): regulation of transcription by RNA polymerase II; developmental process
Molecular function (GO): protein dimerization activity; DNA-binding transcription factor activity, RNA polymerase II-specific; RNA polymerase II transcription regulatory region sequence-specific DNA binding
Source: RefSeq, a predicted model, not a curated record